AAAAAAAAGCCAAUACAUAGAAGUGAAUUUGCAAAAUCGCGAGAGAGAGAUCACACGAAAGAAAAUUAUUUCCCAUAAAUAUUUUCUGAUUUCUCUAAUUAUUUUCCUCUACUAGAAUAGUUUCAUUUCUGUUUUAGCAGUUCUGUGCACAAAAAGGCAAUUAAAGAAGUAUCUAAAUUCAGUGAAGAAAAGGUUUCCAAUGCGUGGUGAAAAUAAGGAAAAUAUAUUGAGUGAAAAAAUAUUGGCAGAAGUCAUAGCCGAUGAUAUAAAAGCCAAUCAAAAGUCAUUAAUUGACUCAUCUUCGUGCAAUAAACCGGAAAGGAAGAUAUGGUUCAAAGGCGUACGUGCCAGCAAAUUUCGCCACGUUUUCGGAUCAUCGAGGAAAGAAUGUUACACUGACAUUAGCAUUCAUCGUAAUGGAAAAGAUGGAAAUUUAGUUUGCGUCAAUCCAAAUUUUCUUGCCAUUGAGGCGGACGCAGCAUUUAUUGUAAUUCCAUUAACCACAACUGGGCGCAUUGACUUUCAACGUUGUAAGGUCAUCGGACAUACAAGUCAGAUUUUUGACCUAAAAUGGAAUCCUUUCAAUGACUAUGAAAUUGCAUCAGCAUCGGAUGAUUGCACUAUAAAAUUGUGGAACAUUCCCGUCGGUGGAUUAACAAGCUGUUUAUCGGAUUACAAAGCUGAGUUUCUUGGACAUCGUCGUAAAGUCACGCAACUUGAAUGGCAUCCAACGUGUGAAAAUGUUCUCAUCAGUAUUGGAUUCGAUAAUUUAGUUAUCGUCUGGGAUGUCUCAAUAAAACCAUUAAAUGGAAAUAAUAUUUUAAAAAUAAUUGAUUGUCAUGUUGACCAAAUUUAUAGUCUUGCUAUAAGUCGCGAUGGCUCGUACAUUGCAACAACAUCGAAGGACAGAAACUUGCGUAUUAUUGAACCGAGAAAUGGCAUUGUUGUUUCUCAAGGCGCCUGUCAUAAUGGCACAAAGUGUUCAAAAGUCAUCUUCUUAAGUGAUGAUAAAGUACUUACAACAGGAUUCUCGAAGCAUUGCGAUCGUCAAUAUGCUAUUUGGAAUCAACAUGAUUUGAAGAAGCCUCUUAUUUUGGCUGACAUUGACUCGUCAAGUGGAAUUAUUCAGCCGUUCUAUGAUGCUGAAACAAAGACACUGUAUUUGUGUGGAAAGGGUGAAGGAUGCAUUCGAUAUUAUGAGAUUGUUGAUGAACAACCUUAUAUUUACUAUUUAAAUCAAUUUAUCUCGGGACAGCCACAAAAGUCUCUCGGAUGGAUGCCUAAGCGUGCAUUAAAUGUUGCUUCUUGUGAAAUAUUCCGCUUCUACAAGCUUCAUGCUACUGGCAAUGUUGUUGAACCAAUAUCCUUUAUUGUACCAAGAAAAUCAUCAUUAUUUCAAGCAGAUAUUUAUCCUGACACAUUGUCAACUACGGCUGCUAUGAAUAUCAAUGAAUGGUUUGUUCUUGGCAAAAAUGCAAAGCCUAUACUAAUGCCCAUGCAUAGAGAACCAUCGAAUGAAGUUAUUUUAAGAAGAAUCACACACAUUAACGAAAAUGCUGUUAUUCGAAAUAAAGACAAGAAUGAAGAAAACAAAGUUGUUCAUAAGCAAACGGAAAUAAUUGUGGAAACAAGAAACAGCAAAGUAAUUGCUGACAAUAACAUUAACAAGAAAUUUGCGUUUUUAUCUCAUGAAACUGUUCCUGAUUAUCGACCAGCCAAUGAGCGCAUUUAUAAUAAACAAGAAAAGACAAAUACCAAUCAAAGUACAAAAAUUCAACAAUUGCAAUCGAUUUUCGGUCAACAACCAAAAGAAUCCGACCAUAAUAAUUCCCCAAAGCAUAUUAAUUCUUUGGAAAAUGUUAAUCUGGUUCAUGCUGAAAAUGAGCUAAAGAAGAUAAUUCAACAGCAAUCUGAUGAGAUCAAAAAUCUUCGCAAUCAAUUGAAAACUUCUGACAAAAGGAUUCGUGAACUGGAAUUUGAGGUUAAGAAAUUGCGUUUAGAAGUGAAGAACUAAGCCUCAAAUAAUAUUAUAUCAUUUACAAUAUGAUACACCAUGCGUAAGGCUUCGUGAUGCCUACAUUUUAUUUCUAUUUUAUAAGUAUAUUAAGAUUAAUUUUGCACGAAACGUGAUGACUUAUGUUUUUCAUACUUUUUAUUUGUGAUAAAAUACGAAGCACAAUUUAUGUUUAUUGUUUAAGUCUUAUGUAGGAAUGAUAUGCUAAAAAAAACUUUAGAAUUGGAUAUAAAAAAAAUUAAUAUGUGUUAUCAGCUGAGCUUUUAACGUACAUCACAAAACAGAACGCGCGUUGUGAGAUAAAAAAAUAUUUUUAAUUAUUAAGGACAGUCGCUUACUUAUAGAUGUGUAGGGUUUUUAAUCUUUCCUAUUAAUGAUGUUGCAAAGACUUGACAAAAAAAAGAGAAUUCCAAUAUUUUUUUGGCUUUUGACAAAAAUUUUAUGACAACUUUUGAUGAAACUUUUUGCAUUUAUUAAAAAAAUGAGAGAAUAAUUGAAGAAAUCGAUAAGACAUGGCUUUUUACAACAGUGAUGUUCAAACUUUUCUAUCCGCAAACUCAAACCUUCAAUGAAAAAAAAAUUUUUACACUUUUUAUUCCUUCACAUGCACAGAGGCUGAGAGCUUCAAUAUAUAUUUUUUUGGUGUGCAUCGAAGGAUUCUAAUGCUAGAGAAAUGCUUAAAAUCACUUAAUAAGAAUGGUUCUGCUAACAGUUUGAAUAUCUCUGGCUUUUAUUCAUUCCAAAUUUUGACAAUUUUAGUUCUCUAUUAAAUUUAUUUGGUCACAAACAGUAAAGACAGAAUGAAUAGUAUUUGAUUAGUAGCUCAAGCAAAAAUCAACAAUUCAAUAGAUUUAAGGACAACUGUAUGCAUUGCAUAACAAUAGAAAUUCAUAUAUUUAAGGGCAUAUAAAGUAUUUUUAUAAUCAUAUUUUCUGCUACAUAAUAUUUGGUCGAUGAUGAUACAAACUCAAUAAAUUGAAAAAUCAUAAGAUUAACAAUGAGACAAAAACAAAUUAAUAAUAUAAAAAUGAUUGCUGAUUUUACGUAGUGAUAUUAAUAAGCUUGAUAAAAACAAUUAUAUCCAAAGAGAUCAAUCAUCAAUAAAAAGCUUAUCAAAAAAAAGAAGGCGAAGAAGAAAGAAAAAAAAAUUUGAACAAGUGUUUAUUUACUUCUGUUCUAGCGAGACUUAUA
Molecule: messenger RNA, 3205 nt
Organism: Chironomus riparius
Lineage: Eukaryota; Metazoa; Arthropoda; Insecta; Diptera; Chironomidae
Source: the annotation of a GenBank genome assembly